AAACCGCUUCAAUUCAACCCUCCUUUACUUUUUCUCUCCAAAUUAAACCCCACACCAAACCAAAGCACAAGUUCACAUUAAUCUGUGCAAUGGCUCACGAUGAUGAGCAUGAUCCAAAAACCAAAAGAUCCCACUACCCACUCAACCCCAACGGUUACCAAAUCCUGGAUGAAAUCGGUAGAGGAUGCAGUGCCAUCGUCUACAAAGCCUUAUGCACCACCACCUCCACCGUGGUUGCCAUCAAAUCCAUUGAUCUUGACCGAUCAACCACCGGUGAUUUCGAUAACAUCCGUCGUGAAGCUAAAACCAUGUCCCUUUUAUCGCACCCCAACGUUCUCAAAGCCCACUGCUCCUUCACCGUUGGCCCUCGUCUAUGGGUGGUCAUGCCCUUCAUGUCUGCAGGCUCUCUCCAAUCCAUCAUGGCCUCUUCUUUCCCUAAUGGCAUUUCUGAGAAUUGUAUUUCCAUAAUUCUCAAAGAAACACUUAUGGGUUUGUGUUAUCUUCAUGAUCAAGGCCAUCUGCAUAGAGACAUCAAGGCUGGGAACAUUUUAAUGGACUCCAACGGCUCAAUCAAGCUGGCAGAUUUCGGUGUUUCAGCUUCCGUUUACGAAACAAGCUCUCGUUGUCUUAACCUCAACGAAAUCACUGGUACGCCUUACUGGAUGGCGCCAGAAGUUAUACAUUCACAUAAUGGGUAUAGCUACAAAGCUGAUAUAUGGUCAUUUGGAAUAACUGCACUUGAAUUAGCACACGGGAGACCUCCCUUGUCCCACCUUCCGUUUUCGGAGUCUUUAGUGAUGAAGAUCACAAGAGGGAUGCGAUUUUCCGAGUACCAGAAAGAAGAAGAAAAGGGGAAGAAAUCAAAGUUGUCAAAGUAUUUCAAGGAGAUGGUAGGAUUGUGUCUUGAACAAGAUCCUUGUAGACGGCCUACUGCCGCAAAACUUUUGAAGCAUUACUUGUUCAAGAACUGUAAAGGUUGUGAUUUUCUUGUCAAGAAUUUGCUGCAUGGAUUACCUUCUGUUGAGUUUAGGUUCAAGGAAACUAAGGUUCAAAGGAGUGGAUCAAUGAGUAAGGAACAUGAGGAUGAAGAUGAUGAUGAUGAAGAAGAGGGUUUGAUAGGUAGUAAUGUGAAGAAACACAGGAGGAUUAGUGGAUGGAACUUCAGUUUGGAUGCUUGUCAGCAUGGUCCUGUGUUUCCUCUUGUGGACUCCAUAAGUGGUCCAUCCACGAACACAAGUUGUGGAGACGAGGAAACGGCGAAACAAGUUGCAUUUUCAGGUGAAAGUGUUGUGUCUGAAAAUGAAGGGAGUUCGCGUAGUAAUGUAACAGAUGGUAGUGAGGGAGAAGUGUGUAUUGGUGGUGGGAGUUGUGUUGAUAAGGAGGUUGUGAUGGGGAGUUUGAUGACAUUGAAAAGGAGUUUGGAUGAUCAAAGAGAGAAGGUGAUAUAUAUGCUCGCGGUGGUUGGAGCCGAAGAGACUAGCGGCGGCGGUGGUGAAUUCGGUGGCAAAGAAGAGAAGCUAAUGCAAGUGAUUGAAAAGCUAAAAUUGGAGUUGGAGAAUGAGAAGAGAAAGAGGACUAGUUUGGAGAUGGAGCUAGAGUUCUUAAAGCUUAAUAUCACAAAUACUUCUGAUGUCUAAACUUUUCACUUGUCCAUAGAGGACUCUUAGAUAGCAUUCGUUUCGUGGAAUGUAAUAGAAGUGGAAUUGGAAUUUGCAUAGGAAUUGAAAUCUAAUUUGGAAUUGUAGGCAUGUUUGUUUCACAUAAUGGAAUGGAAUCUCAAUAGAAUUGGAAUGUAGAUUUCGUUCCUUAUGCUAUUGUUCAAUUCUAAUUCCUUAUUUUGUUGGAACAAAUGACAUAAGAAAUGGAAUCUGCAUUCCUAUUCCAUGCAAAUAGCAUACCAUUUUGUGAAAGUAACACUAUCUUAAGUUUCCUUUUUGAAAUUGAGGUCCCUCACUUUUUAUCUCCGUUUCUCUUUCCUUAAUGUAGAUUUUACUUUCAAUAAAUUGAGAAAAUACACUCGCCAGUUAUACAUGUGAAUUUUUGAUUGUUGCAGGUUAUUUCUGCAACCCUAAGCGCUGGGAGGUAUGGUUGUUUAUAGUAGCAACGACUGCUUAUUUGUAUCAGUGACGAUUGAUGAAGCUAGGGUCUCAUGGUGAUGACGGUGGCUAGUGAUGAUGGCUGAUGACAACGGCUACGGCUAGGGUUAGGGUUAGCGACGACAGCAGUGACUGAGUUGUGGUUGUUAUGAAUUGGGUGGUUGUCGGCUUUAGUGUAAAACGAUGGUAUGUGUGGUGGUGGCUAGGGUUUCUCCAUGGGUGGAAGCAGUAGUGGUGAUGUUGGUUUUGUCGUAGUUAAGGGCGGCAGAAGGAUAGAAGAGAAAGACCGUGCGCAGGUUUUGUGGUGGUAGGGCAGCGGCGGUGGCCAGCCGCCCCUCCGGUGGUUGGCUACAAGGCUCUGAUACGAAGUUAAACUUUGUAAUCAGAAUUGUACUAGAUUGUAAUUGUGCAAUUAGGGUUACAUGAGGUGUGUAUUUACAUACAACACCAUAUUACACAUCUAGUCCCUAUACUAUAAUACUUUUUCUAACGAAAAACAAAGACACUUAUACAUCAAUAUUUAUUAGAAUAUAUGCAUGAUGUAUAAAGUAAAUAUAUUGCAACGGCAAAUUCAAUUCUAAUAAUCUACCAAUUGAUUGACUA
Messenger RNA from Helianthus annuus (common sunflower), 2699 nucleotides. RefSeq names its product serine/threonine-protein kinase BLUS1. NCBI's taxonomy places the organism in Eukaryota, Viridiplantae, Streptophyta, Magnoliopsida, Asterales, Asteraceae. Gene Ontology annotation, molecular function: protein serine/threonine kinase activator activity; ATP binding; protein kinase activity. The record is from RefSeq and is a predicted model, not a curated record. The coding region runs from base 90 to 1637 and encodes 515 amino acids. Gene Ontology annotation, biological process: protein phosphorylation. The transcript is spliced from 2 exons.